Bactrocera tryoni is the source of this 710-nucleotide messenger RNA. Its product is annotated as Down syndrome cell adhesion molecule-like protein Dscam2. Bases 16 to 264 code for a protein of 82 amino acids. The transcript is spliced from 3 exons. NCBI's taxonomy places the organism in Eukaryota, Metazoa, Arthropoda, Insecta, Diptera, Tephritidae. The record is from RefSeq and is a predicted model, not a curated record.
GGACAAUAUGUCACAAUGUUUGGUGAUGUUAUAAGCCAUGUCAACAUAUCUGCAGUAAAGUCAGAAGAUGGUGGCGAAUACGAGUGCAAAGCAAUAUCACGGGCAGGUGAAGCAUCGCAUUCGGCACGCUUAAACAUCUACGGUAUGCCAUAUGUGCGCAUGAUGCCAAAACUAUCUGCAGUGGCGGGAAAGACCUUUUUUCUCAAAUGCCCUGUGGCAGGAUAUCCAAUCGACAGUAUCAUCAUAGAGAAAGUUAUGAAAUGAUAAUUGUUUUCCACGACGUCAUUGGUCGUUAAAAAGUGACCAAUUAUAUCCGGUGUCGUUUCAUUGCCAGAGCCGCUAACCAACACGAGGAGCAUGGUGUAUGGAUGAAUUUUGAAGUGGCGGUUUCAUCCACAAACUUAACGAAAGGGACAAUUUCCAGUAAUUAACAGGAUAUGUACCGCUUAGAUCAGCAUGGCGCACACGAACCAAAACACAGAAGCUGUGAAGCUUUAAAGGCCUGGGCAGUGGCAAUAAGAUUAGUGUGCGAAAUUCGCAAAAGCAAAAUAUCUUUAUGCCUAAGCUGAAAGGAAACUGAUAAAGAAAGUAACUACUGAAUUCAGCUCUCUGCCAAUGAACUGGUUGCCCUAAAUUAUUUUAUGUAGCUCUUCGUUUAAACCCAUGCUAAGAGUGUCAAAGUUUGUAUCGGAAUAAAUGAAAUAAAUAAA